GCAGUGGACGACAGUGAUAAGUCUGAAAGAAGUAUCGGCCCAUCUCAAGGUCGUUUACGCGAUAUCAGCGGUAGAGUGUCUAGGAGGAUGAAAACAUUCGCCAGUAGACCUAUACGAGAUGUAGCAUUGAAGGGAUUCAUUGGUAAAGUGAAAGCCAAACAAGAUGCGGACAGAGCGAGUACUCGUGAGGUCAAUCGAGGCGAUGAUUUAUACCCACAUGAGCGGGUCGUGAAAGCGCUAUCACGGGAACGUGGCGUACAAGAGGUCUUCUCCAAGAAAUGGAUAAGCGAAGAAUCUACACAGCUUCCGUCAACGAGUACUCGUGAGGUCAAUCGAGGCGAUGAUUUAUACCCACAUGAGCGGGUCGUGAAAGCGCUAUCACGGGAACGUGGCGUACAAGAGGUAAGAAACUGUGAAAACUAA
Molecule: messenger RNA, 423 nt
Organism: Haemonchus placei
Lineage: Eukaryota; Metazoa; Nematoda; Chromadorea; Rhabditida; Trichostrongylidae
Source: the annotation of a GenBank genome assembly